AUGGUAGCAGAUGCAUGGAGUAGAAGGGCUUCCUUGCUAAUUACCUUUGCCCAAGAGAUAGUAGGUUUUGAGUUCCUGGAAGAGUUGUAUGAAAGUGAUGUUGAGUUCAAGGAGUUAUGGAUCAAGUGCAGUGGAAAACAUCCUUGUGCAUAUUUUCAUAUUCGAGAUGACUAUCUUUCUAAAGGGGAUCAAAUAUGCAUUCCUUGCUCCUCUUUAAGAAAGAAGCUAAUUCGAGACUUGCAUGGUGGUGGUCUUAGCGGUCAUAUGGGUAGAGACAAGACCAUUGUUAGCCUUGAGGAAAGAUAUUAUUGGCUACACUUGUGGAGGGACAUUGGUACUAUAGUUAGGAGGUUUUAUACUUGUCUGGUUUCUAAGGGUCGGUCUCAAAAUACUGGUCUUUAUAUGCCUUUACCUAUUCUUGACGAUAUUUGA
Messenger RNA from Vicia villosa (hairy vetch), 432 nucleotides. RefSeq lists its product as uncharacterized. NCBI's taxonomy places the organism in Eukaryota, Viridiplantae, Streptophyta, Magnoliopsida, Fabales, Fabaceae. The record is from RefSeq and is a predicted model, not a curated record. The coding region runs from base 1 to 432 and encodes 143 amino acids. The transcript has a single exon.